Molecule: messenger RNA, 981 nt
Organism: Drosophila serrata
Lineage: Eukaryota; Metazoa; Arthropoda; Insecta; Diptera; Drosophilidae
Gene: obst-F
Product: obstructor-F
Cellular component (GO): extracellular region
Molecular function (GO): chitin binding
Source: RefSeq, a predicted model, not a curated record
AUGCAAUGCUCCUGGGCAUUAGUUUUGGGACUGAGCAUUGGCUUCCAUUUGGGAGCGUGUAACUCCGAAGACAGGAGUUGGGAACUGCCAAAAGUUCGCCUAACAGUUGGUGAUAUUAGCCAUAUCUGCGUGGGCAGACAGGAGGGUGAGUUGGUGUCCCAUCCCUUGGACUGCAAUGGCUACUUCUCGUGCUCCAUGGUGCCCACCUUGCUGUACUGCGAUCAGGGCCUCCACUUCGAUGGCCAGCGUAAGAUCUGCGAUAUUCCAGAGAAGGCCAACUGCCGGCUGGGUGAUGCUAAAAAGAACGAGCUGAACUGGUGGUCCCAUAAGCCACGUCCCGUCUUCGUGGCCGUGGAUGUGACCAGUGGCCAGGCGGUGAAUCCCAUGGAGAAAUACGAUCCGGAGCAUAUAGAAUGCCGGCACUACGGAGCCUACUUUCUACCCCAUCCCACCAAUUGCCGAUUGUACUUCAUCUGCGCCUAUGGACACCUGCACCGUCAUCAGUGCGGGCGUGGCACCUGGUGGAACUACGAGGUUUCCGAAUGCCAGUUGGCCAAUGAGGCCGUUUGCUACGGUGACUCUCGGGUUUCGGAGCAAAUAACAGAUGCCCAGAUGUCGGUUGUGGAGGGCACUACCACACCAAGCAGCGGUGCUCCUGUGACCGUGUGCUAUAUUGUGGGAUCUAGUGGACUCAGCACCUUGCAGCAAUUCAUCGGCAUGGAACCGGAGGUCAGUGAAGUCACCGAAGUCAUUGAGAUGACACCUCCAACGGCACCAUCACCGCCACGUGCCGACUCCACCAAUACCUUGACCUGUCCGUCUACCAUGCAGAGCUACAUGUCGCAUCCGGAGGACUGUAGCAAGUAUUACAUAUGCAUUGGUGGCAUGCCAAUCCUGACAUCCUGCCCCAAGGGUCUCUUCUGGGAUCAGAAGUCUGGAUACUGCGAGAUGGAGAAGAAAGUCAAGUGCUUCCAGAAGUGA